Molecule: messenger RNA, 786 nt
Organism: Beta vulgaris subsp. vulgaris (sugar beet)
Lineage: Eukaryota; Viridiplantae; Streptophyta; Magnoliopsida; Caryophyllales; Amaranthaceae
Product: 60S ribosomal protein L23
Exons: 3
Coding region: 149-571 (140 amino acids)
Biological process (GO): translation
Cellular component (GO): cytosolic large ribosomal subunit; ribosome
Molecular function (GO): large ribosomal subunit rRNA binding; structural constituent of ribosome
Source: RefSeq, a predicted model, not a curated record
GAUCCGAAUUCAUAACCCAGCCCACACCACCCUCCAUGCCAACACAUUCAAAACCCUAACUUAUAACGCCUCACUUCCCCCUUUCAUUCCCCCAUAAACAAAAACACAAAGAGAGAGAAACAGGGGGUGGAAGACAGCAGAAGCAGCAAUGUCGAAGCGAGGACGCGGAGGAUCUGCAGGUAACAAGUUCAGGAUGUCACUGGGUCUUCCAGUGGCAGCGACAGUAAACUGUGCCGACAACACAGGAGCAAAGAAUCUUUACAUAAUUUCAGUGAAGGGUAUUAAAGGUAGGCUUAACAGGUUACCAUCUGCUUGUGUUGGUGACAUGGUUAUGGCCACUGUUAAGAAGGGUAAGCCUGAUCUUCGUAAGAAGGUUAUGCCUGCUGUUAUUGUUAGACAGCGCAAGCCUUGGCGCCGAAAGGACGGUGUUUUUAUGUAUUUUGAAGAUAAUGCUGGCGUGAUUGUGAAUCCAAAGGGAGAGAUGAAAGGAUCUGCUAUCACAGGCCCCAUUGGAAAGGAAUGUGCUGAUCUCUGGCCAAGAAUUGCAAGUGCUGCGAAUGCAAUUGUUUAAGAGAGAGCUCCUGCUCUCUGGUGCCAUAUCUACAAUUUCUAGAUAAAUUUGUGUUUAGAAGAAAUAGUUCGAAUUUUGUUAGGGUUAUACUUACUUUUCCUGGUUGAACUUUGAAAGGAUCUAAGUUGUCCAUGCUGAAGAAGGAACUCUGUGUUCAAUUGUUAUGUCUUAAAGGCCGACUCUUUCAAUUUCAUGGGAAUUUUGUUUGGAAGUCA